AUGUCAAAUAGUCUCAAGCUACAAAUUCAUUUUGGUGGUGGUGCCGAGUUAUUAUUUGAUAAAAUAAAAAAAAGAGAAGUGGAGUUGCCACCAUUAAAUAAAUAUUUUCCAGAUUGUAAUAGAGACGAAUGGACCAUAAAAGACCUUCUUAUUUGGAUAAAAGAUAAUUUAUUGAAAGAAAGACCUGAAUUGUUUUUGCAGGGCGACUCAGUCAGGCCGGGCAUCUUAGUGCUGAUAAAUGAUGCAGAUUGGGAACUUUUUGGUGAAUUAGAAUAUGUUAUUCAGAAAAAUGAUUCAAUUAUGUUUAUUUCGACACUACAUGGAGUUUUUGUUUCGGAAUUUGGUGGAUUGGACCAAUUUACGGUGAAACUUUUGAAGAGCUGUCAU
Messenger RNA from Brenthis ino (lesser marbled fritillary), 387 nucleotides. The record is from the annotation of a GenBank genome assembly. Lineage: Eukaryota; Metazoa; Arthropoda; Insecta; Lepidoptera; Nymphalidae.